GGAGUAUUUUGAAGCAGACAUCAUAUUCUUGCCUAUGUAAACACUUCAAUAAAGUAUCAGCAUUUAAGCAUAAAAGAUCAAAACAUUUAGAGCUGGCAGAUUUAAAAGAUGAAUCAGCCCUAGUUAUCAGCUUUUGGGGCAUUCCAGUCCCCACCCCCAGCCCCUUUACUCUGAAGAAGGUGGAUUUAAAAAUAAAACUACAACUGGUAAACAGUAAUGAAACUAAAAAAUGUCAGCUAUGUACUUGCAACACGGGUGGAAUUUCCCUUUCUGUCACGUGGGCCCCAAUGCAUGAUUUAUGUGGUAGAUGGCUUCUUAGCUUUCAGCCUCAGUGGCUCUCAGCUGAGGAGCCCUGGUGGCGCAGUGGUUAAAGAGCUCUGCUGCUAACCGAAAACUUAGUGGUUUGAACCCACCAGCUGCUCUGUGGGAGAAAGAUGUGGCAGUUUGCUUCUAUAAAGAUUACAGCCUUGGAAACCCUGUGGGGCAGUUCUGCACCAUCCUGUAGGGUCACUGUGAGUCAGAAUCAAUUUGAUGGUAAUGGCUUUUGGCGGGGAGGAGUUCUCAACUGGGAGUUACCAUGUCCCCUAGGGGACAUUUAACAAUAUCUGGAGGCAUUUUUGGUUGUUACAGCUGGGGUGGUGCUUCUUGUAUCUAGUGAGUAGAGGCCAAGGAUGCUGCUAAACAUCCUACAAUGCACAGGAUGGCCCUCAACACUAAAGAAUUAUCUUGCCCCAAAUGCUAAAGUUGACAAACCCUGGUUUAGGACAUUGAUAGAUGAUGUUUUAUCACAGGUCUCUUCAUGGUUCUUCUUCAGCUUGCUGGGUACUGCUCAAUAAACGUUGAUCAGUGGGGAUAGACAUGUAUUCACAUUUGGCAAGUGUUACGUCGAAGACAAACUCUUCCUGUCUAGAAAAUUCCAAUUGAAGUGACUUCAUUUAUACCAUUCUGUCACUCUUUUCGAUAAGAAGUAUUCCAGAAGUUUGUGUAACAAAAUAUGUAUAAGGUUUAGACUGUGCUCACAAGGAAGGCAGACACCCUUGGAGGAGAGUGGAUUUGAAAACUUUUUACUUCUGAAUAGCUUCCAGAAGCAAAACAAGGCCAGGACUGUUCUAGUGGCGGCUUAAUUAAGCAUGUAGAGAGAAGAAACUAGACCUGUAGCCUGGAAGGAAGAGAAGAGAGGAGAGGGAAGGAGAAAAAUGACUUUUUCAUGGAGAUUGUUUAGGAGGGACGUAUAGAAUCUGUAUAGCUGUUCAGACUUUCUGUUGUUCGAUGCCGUCAGUCUAUUCCAACUCAUGUUGACUCCAUGUGACAGAACUGCUCCAUAGGAUUUCCCAGACUUCAGUAUGGAUUGCAUCUCAAAAAUCCUCACAACUGGAACAGUGAGCAACAUCAUGAUAAAUGAUUGAAGUUGUCAAGGAUUUCAUUUUACUUGGAUCCACAAUCAACAGCCAUGGAAGCAGCAGUCAAGAAAUCAAAAGACACAUUGCAUUGGGAAAAUCUGUUGCAAAGGACCUCUUUAAAGUGUUGAAGAGCAAAGCCUUGAUGUCACCUUGAAGACUAAGGUGCGCCUGACCCAAGCCAUGGUAUUUUCAGUUGCAUCAUAUGCAUGCGAAAGCUGGACAAUGAAUAAGGAAGACCAAAGAAGAAUUGACGCCUUUGAAUUGUGUUGGCGAAGAAUAUUGAAUAUAUCAUGGGCUGCCAAAAGAACGAACAAAUCUGCCUUAGAAGAAGUACAACCAGAAUGCUCCUUAAAAGCAAGGAUGGCGAGACUGUGUCUUACAUUCUUUGGACAUGUUGUCAUGGUUCUGUUGUUUACCGCCCAUCUCAUUUCUUAUUCAGUUUGCUUUCUUUCCUAUUUUUCUUUGGUCAAUCUGGCCAGUGGUUUAUUGAUUUUGGUAAACUUUCAAAGAACCAGCUUUUGGCCUUGUUCACUCUUUCAUUUAAUAUUACUCUUUUAUUAUUUGCUUUCUUCUGGUGCCUUAGGGUUUCUUUUGUUGCUCUCUUUCUGUUUGUUCAAGUUAUAGGGAUAAUUCUUUGAUUUUGGACCUUUUUGGAUGUGUGCAUUUAUUGCUAUAAAUUGACCUCUGAGGACUGCUUUAGCUGUGUCCCAAAGAUUCUGAUAGGAAAUGUUUUCAUUCUCAUUUGAUUCUAUGGAUUUCUUUUUUCUGUCCUUAAUCUAUAAUCUAGUCAUUUUGGAGCAAAAUGUUGUUCAGUUUCCAUGUGUUUGAUUUCUUUUCACUGCUUUUUCUGUUACUCAUUUCUAGUUUUAUGGCUUUAUGGUCAGAGAAGAUGCUUUGUAAUAUUUUGAAGUUUUGGAUUCUGUUAAGGCUUGUUUUAUGACCUAAUACGUGGUCUGUUCUAGAGAAUGUUCCAUGUGCGUUUGAAAAGAAAAUAUAUUUGUCUGCUGUUGGUUGGAGUGUUCUGUAUAUGUCUGUGAGAUCAAGUUGGUUGAUUGUGGCGUUUAGAUUCUGUCUUUAUUGAGUUUCUUUCUGAAUGUUCUGUCCUUCACUGAAAGUGGUGUGUUGAAGUCUCCUACUAUUAUUUUGGAGCUGUCUAUCUCUCUUUUCAAUGCUGUUAAAGUUUAUGUAUGUUGGAACCCUCUUGUUGGGUGUGUAAAUAUUUAAUGUGGUAAUAUCCUCCUGGUAUAUUGUCCCUUUAAUCAUUAUAUAGUAUCCUUCCUUGUCCUUUGUGGUAGAUUAACUUUAAAGACUAUUUUGUCAGAAAUUAGUAUGGCCACUCCUGUUCUUUUUGGUUGUUGUUUGCUUGAUAUGUUUUUUUCCAUCCUUUGGGUUUUGGUUUGUGUCUCUGAGUCUUAGGUGUAACUCUUGUAGGCAGCAUGUAGAUGGAUCGUGCUUUUUUUUUUUUAAAUCCAUUCCACAACUCUCUGUCUCUUUAUUGGUGCAUUUAGUCCGUUUACAUUCAGUGUAGUUAUGGAUAGGCAUGAGUUUAGUGCUGUCAUUUUGAUCUCUUUUUUUGUGUGUGGUGUUGACAAGUUUCUUUUUUCCACUUAAUUUUUUGUGCUGAGUAGUUUUUCUUUAUAAAUUGUGUUUUCCUCUUUUUCAUUGUUGGUAAUUUUGUUUUUGCUGAGCCUUUAUGUUUUUCGUUAUUUUAUUUUGAUGUGUAGGAUUGUUAGUCUCUUUUGUGGUUACCUUAUUAUUUACCCCUAUUUUUCUAAGUUUAAACCAAACUUUUAUCUCUCUAUAUUGCCUUGACUUCCUCUCCAUAUGAAAGAUCCAUGACUAUAUUUUUUAGUCCCCCUUUAUUGAUUUGAUGUUGUCACCUUUUACAUAAUGACAUCUCUGUUUCCCUGUUUUCAGCAUUUUUUUUAUCUUGACUUAUUUUUGUGAUUUCCCUGUCUGGGUCGAUACCUAGUUUCUCUGUCCUGUGUUCUAGUCUUGGGUUGUUAUCUGAUGUUAUUGAUUUUCUAACCAGAGGACUCCCUUUAGUAUUUCUUGUAGUUUUGGUUUAUUUGUGUUUCGCAAAUUCCCUAAACUUCUGUUUAUCUGGAAGUGUCCAAAUUUUGCCUUCACAUUUGAGACCAGGCUGUAAUCUUUUUUUUUUUUAAAUUGUGCUUUAAGUGAAAGUUUACAAACCAAGUCAGUCUCUCAUAUAAAAACUUACAUACACCUUGCUGUAUACUCCUGGAAACCCUGGUGGCGUAGUCGUUAAGUGCUACGUCUGCUAACCAAAGGGUCGGUGAUUCAGAUCCACCAGGUGCUCCUUGGAAACUCUAUGGGGCAGUUCUACUCUGUCCUGUAGGGUCGCUAUGAGUCGGAAUCAACUUGACGGCACUGGGUUUGGUUUUUGGUUUAUACACUCCUAGUUGCUCUCUCUUUAAUGAGACAGCACACUCCUUCCCUCCACUCUUUAUUUUUGUGUCCAUUCGGCCCCCGGCUGUAAUCUUAAUGGAAGUAGAUCACAAGGUCAUGGUCCCACAGAGCUGCUGGGUGGGUUCGAACCACCAACCUUUUGGUUAGCAGCCAGGUGCUUAACUGUUGUACCACCAGGGCUAAGGGGUAUGAAAAUCUCCUCUCUUGUGUUAAUGGUUUGCUAGAUAAUUCCCCAUUGCCGUGGAUUUGAUUCCAGCUCUAUAUUGACCCUUUAGGACAGAGUAGAACUGCCUGUACAGUUGCCAAGGAGUGGCAGGUGGAUUCAAAUUGCUGACCUUUUGGUUAGUAGCCAUAGCUCUUAACCACUGCACCACUAGGGCUCUGUGCUAGACAACAGAGGGACCACAGAGAUAACUCCUGUACUGUCCUUGGCAUCGAGGAACCUAAAGUCAAGUUGAGAGAUGGACACGUCCACAACUAAUUAUUGCCCAUUUAGAAAGUGGAUGUGCAGGGUAACAUGUCCAGUGUGUCCGAGGAGAGAAGAAAAAGGCAGCAAAACAUUAAGGAAGGACUGCAGUUUAUCCAGUCUCCACUGUCUUACCCAGGAACACAGGAACAAUAUGCGGUAUAUUUACGUGCCCUUGUGAGAAAUCUUUUUAAUGAAGGAAAUGAUGUCUAUCGGGAACGCAAUUGGAAUGGCUCCAUAAGCCAAUACACAGAAGCUUUGAAUAUAGCUGAUUAUGCAAAGUCUGAAGAAAUUGUAAUCCCUAAGGAAAUCGUUGAAAAACUUCAUAUAAAUCGUAUUGCCUGCUAUUCUAAUAUGGGUUUCCACGAUAAAGUUCUAGAAGACUGCGAUACAGUCCUCAGUUUAAACGCCAGUAACUGCAAAGCUCUCUAUCGGAAAUCUAAGGCCCUAAGUGAUUUAGGAAGAUACAAAGAGGCUUACGAUGCUGUAGCCAAAUGCUCGUUAGCUGUGCCUCAGGAUGAACAUGUAAUAAAACUAACUCAAGAACUAGCUCAAAAAUUGGGAUUUAAAAUAAGGAAAGCAUAUGUUAGAGCAGAGCUCUCAUUAAAAUCAAUGCCUGGGGAUGGGGCUACCAAGGCUUUGAACUGUUCUGUGGAAGAUAUCGAGCCGGACUUACUCACUCUGAGGCAAGAAGCCAUUCCUGUUGUUUCUUUACCUGCAUCCAGUUUUCCUUAUGAAGUUGGAAGUGAACUGGUCUCAGUUCCUCUUAUGCCCAUGACUUCUGUUUUGCCAUUGCAAGUGGAAGAGAGCUCUAUGCCGUCUGCAGUGUUGGCAAAUGGAGGAAAGAUCCCCUUCACUAUGCCUGAUGCUUUCUUAGAUGAUGGAGAUAUGGUCCUUGGAGAUGAAAUAGACGACCUCCUCGAUUCUGCACCAAAAGCUAAUGAAGGUGUUAUGCCAUCAGCGUUAGUCAGAGGACCCCUUCCAACGACCACCGGCAUCUCUCCUAGCAUAUUUUCAGCAUCUCUGUUAGGAACUUUGCCCGUUGGUGCGAGGUAUGCGCCUCCACGCUCCUUUUCAGAAUUGUACCCACCUUUGACUUCAUCCUUAGAAGAUUUUUGUUCUUCUUUGAAUUCAUUUUCAAUGAAUGAGUCCAAACGAGAUCUGUCCACUUCAACUUCUAGAGAGGGAACACCGCUUAACAACAGUAAUUCUUCCCUUUUACUUAUGAAUGGACCAAGUAGUUUGUUUGUUCCCGAGACUUUCCUGGAAAUUUCAAGUCAGCCUAGAAAUGACUUUGGCAGCUUGUUUGGGUGUGCAGUUACUAAACCAUCUCCAUCGGUGACACCGAGACAUCCCCUGGAAGGAACCCAUGAAUUGAGACAAGCUUGCCAGAUUUGUUUUACAAAAACAGGCCCUAAGUUAAUGGAUUUCUCUUACAAUACUAAUAUAGAUCAUAAAUGUAAGAAAGAUAUUUUAAUUGGUAGGAUAAAGAAUGUUGAAGAUAAAUCAUGGAAAAAAAUACGUCCAAGACCAACAAAAACAAAUUAUGAGGGACCAUAUUAUAUAUGUAAAGAUGUUGCUGCUGAGGAAGAAUGUAGGUAUUCAGGCCACUGCACAUUUGCUUAUUGCCAAGAAGAGAUUGAUGUCUGGACGCUGGAGCGAAAAGGCGCCUUCAGUCGAGAGGCUUUCUUUGGUGGCAAUGGAAAGAUAAAUCUGACAGUAUUCAAACUUCUCCAAGAGCACCUUGGAGAAUUUAUAUUCCUUUGUGAGAAAUGUUUUGAUCAUAAGCCUAGAAUGAUAAGUAAAAGAAAUAAAGAUAAUUCUACGUCAUGUUCUCACCCGGUUACAAAGCAUGAAUUUGAAGACAAUAAGUGCCUUGUCCAUAUUUUGCGAGAGACGGCAGUAAAAUACUCCAAAAUCCGUUCUUUUCAUGCUCAGUGUCAGCUUGAUUUAUGUCGACAUGAAGUUCGAUACGGCUGUUUAAGGGAAGAUGAGUGCUUUUAUGCCCACAGCCUUGUGGAAUUGAAAGUCUGGACAAUGCAGAAUGAAACAGGUAUCUCACAUGAUGCUAUUGCCCAAGAAUCUAAAAGAUAUUGGCAAAGUUUGGAAGCAAACAUGCCGGGAGCUCAGGUACUUGGCAGUCAAAUAAUGCCUGGAUCUCUUAAUAUGAAGAUAAAAUUUGUAUGUGCUCAGUGUCUGAGAAAUGGCCAAGUCAUCGAGCCAGACAAAAACAGAAAAUACUGUAGCGCAAAAGCAAGGCAUUCGUGGACCAAAGAUCGUCGUGCGAUGAGAGUGAUGUCUGUUGAACGUAAGAAGUGGAUGAACAUCCGUCCUCUCCCCACAAAGAAACAAAUGCCUUUACAGUUUGAUUUGUGCAAUCAUAUUGCUUCUGGGAAAAAAUGUCAGUAUGUUGGAAACUGUUCCUUUGCUCACAGUCCUGAGGAACGAGAAGUGUGGACUUACAUGAAAGAAAACGGAAUACAAGAUAUGGAGCAAUUUUAUGAACUCUGGUUAAAGAGUCAAAAAAAUGAAAAAAGUGAUGAUGUAGCCAGCCAGUCAAACAAGGAAAAUGGAAAACAAAUUCACAUGCCAACAGACUACGCGGAAGUGACUGUGGACUUUCACUGCUGGAUGUGUAGGAAGAACUGUAAUAGUGAGAAGCAGUGGCAAGGCCAUAUCUCCUCAGAAAAGCACAAGGAGAAGGUUUUCCACACAGAAGAUGACCAGUACUGCUGGCAGCACCGCUUUCCCACAGGGUAUUUUAGUAUUUGUGAUAGGUAUAUGAAUGGGACCUGCAGGGAAGGAAACAGCUGUAAAUUUGCACAUGGAAAUGCUGAACUUCUGGAAUGGGAGGAAAGAAGAGAUGCCCUAAAGAUGAAGCUCAACAAAGCAAGAAAAGAUCACUUAAUUGCCCCAAAUGAUAAUGACUUUGGAAAAUAUAGUUUUUUGUUUAAAGAUUUAAACUAAUAUGCUGGCUUUUAUGUAUGUUACCUAAUCAGAGCAUUGACCAGAAACAUUGAAAGUGUCCCAAGGCACAUAGCAGGGGAGCCGCAGAUUUUCUGCUUGUAUUGGCGUAUAUCGUUCCUCCUGAGCAGCAACCCACAGUAGGUAGGAAAACAGGCUGUUUAACAGGUCUGGCCAUGCUCUCACGAAACCAUUGUCCUCUAAUGGCGAAGUGACUGCUACCCGGUUGCCAUCUGUUGAACAGACUUUUGGAUGAAGUGUGUUGAGGAAGAGGCUAAGGUUAUCUCUAGGACAACUCCCUGCGUUGGUCCUUCAGAUGAGAACCAUGGUAAGCGAAUAAACACUUGUACUGAGAUGAGAAUACAUAAUGGAUGAAAUUCUUUACGUGUUUUAGUGGAAUGAAUUUGUUUGAAAUAAUAAAGUUUGCUACUUAUCUGUAUGUAGGUUGCUAAAAGGAUUUUAACUCAGAUUUUAAGCCAAAUAUCCGUUUAACACUAGUAUAUGUUAAAUGGGGUAUUUUUCUGUAUUUGUAUGUUUCAUUAUACGAUAAGGGAACUGAGGAUACUGUGCAUUGAAAAUAUUUUGGAAAAAAAAUCAGUUGACUCAAAUUUUAUUUCUUGGUCUUUUGCUGUUUAAAUGAUGAUUUUGGAAGAUUAAACUUGUAAUGUUGGUAUUGUGUUGUGUAUGGGCCAAUAUUGCCUGUAAUAAAAAUUUUAUAUAGAGAUGUCUCUAAUUUUUUUUUGGUGUGGUCCUUUCCCCACAAAGAAUUGUUGAAACUGGGUACUAAAAUCACUGUUUUUUUAAUUUCUUUAACCCUUUUAUUUAAGGAAUUAUUGACAGAAUCCAAAUGGAACAGACAUGGAAACAUCUUUUCCUUGCAUUCUCAACUGACCUGCCCUUCUAUUGUGACUGACAUGGUAACCUUCUAGGGGAUCUUCUGGGUUUCAUUCGAAUAAAUGAUUGUUGUGAUUGCUAGCUGCCAUGGAGUUGGCCCACAACUCGUGGCGACCUCAGGCACGAUGGAACAAAACUCUGCCUGGUCUUGCGCCAUCCCCAUGCUCGUUUGCAGAUCGGACCAAUGCGAUUGUUCAUACGUAGGGUUUUCAUUGGCUGGUUUUCGGAUGUAGAAUGCCAGGCCUUUCUUCCUAGUUCAUUUUAGUCUGGAAGCUUUGCUGAAACCUGUUCAACAUCAUAGCAACACUCAAAUCUCCACUGACAGAUGGGUGGUGGCUUCACAUGAGGUACAUUAGCCAGGAAUCGAACCUGCUUUUGUUUUUUAAUAAUAUAUUGUUUUUUCAGCAAUGCACUGAAUGCCUCCAAAUGAAUGUUUAACAGAGAAAUGGUCAGCUAGGGCUUAUGGAAUUCCACAGUGGUAACUGUUAAGCAGAACACCUCCCUUCAUAGGGCUGUUUAGUUAUUGACAGUCACCUGGGCUGCCAGACACAGAAACGGCUAAGCUGCCUUCCCUGAGACCCUAACCAGCCUUUGGACACUGGGGACUGUGGAGCUGGAGAAGGGUCAGGGUGGGAGGGCAGCUGCCUCACGAGGACAUUGCUAGUGUGGAGUUCUUGGUGGGGGUGAGGACUGGGGGAUUUGGCUGAUGGCCUUUAAGGACAGGGAUUUGGGCUGUGAUGUACCUUUAAACUUUCAUGCAAAAGCUCUUACCCAAGACAGCCUUGAAUGAAUGGUAUUUGGGGAAGCAGAAAAAGGUCUGUUCUGCAGGAGUCCACCCAGGGUGGAGAGGAGUGCACAGCCACGAGAAGUGAGAGGAGACAGACAUAGAGCUGCUUAGCAGAGCCCGAGGGUGCAGAGUGACAACCAAAUCCUCAGGACUCAGUGGAGACAUUAGGAGACACUGGCUUGCCUCCAUGUGAGUAAGGCAACUGGGACCAGCUUAUUGGACAGUGCAUCGUAUUUGCCAAACAAGGAUGACAUUUUCCGUAGAACGAAUGGUAGCUAUAUUCUGCUGAGUCUCUAGUCUGAUGGCCUUCGUGAUAUUUUUCUUUCUCCCAAACUUUUUUUAAAUAACUUUGUUGUUGAAAAUAUACACAGCAAAACACACCAAUUUCUACAUGUACAGUUCAGUUGACAUUGAUUACAUUCUUCAAGUUGUGCAACCAUUCUCACCCUCCUUUUCCAAAUUGUUCUUCCCCCAUUAAUGUAAACUCACUGCCCCCUAAUUGUCCUAUCUAACCUUUGCAGUGCUGUUACCAAUUUGAUCCCAUACGGAUAGUUCUUUAAAAGAGCACAGUGCUCACACUUGACCAAACUUUUUUCUCUUUCCAGAGAGAAUAACUGUCUCUGGCACCUUACUUGCUUAAAGAUUAAAAAGGCUGUUUUAACCUUUGGGAUCUAGGCUAGAAAAUUAAAGUCAGAACCUAUGGAUGGUGAAAAUGAGAUUUUUUUUCCCCCCAACUCACCCUGCAUUUUCUGUGCCUCCAUUUCCAGCCUUCUCAGCUGAAACCAUGUAUUUGAUGAUUGCAUUUCUGCCUAAGAGUUUCUUCCUCAGGUUUGUAGCUAAGAGCCCUGCCUGCCACAGCCUCUUGGAAUCCACCUUAGGAAAAUCCAAACCCAGUGCCAUUGAGUUGAUUCUGACUCAUAGUGACCCUAUAGGACAGACUGGAACUGCUCCACAUGGUUUCCAAGGCUGCAAAUCUUUACAGAAGCAAACUGCCACAUCUUUCUCCCGUGGAACUGCUGGUGGGUUCGGACUACCGACCAUUCGGUUAGCAGCCAAGUGCUUAACCACUGUGACACCAGGGCUCCUUCAGCAUUAGGAAGUCCAAGUUAAUUAUUUUGUGGUGAGAUCACACCCCAGCCUGAAGGUGGAUGGUUCAUUGCAGCAACUCCAGGGGAGAAGGUAGUGAAAGGGGGUAGUAAAAGGAACGGGAAAAAAGUGUGAAAGAGCAAAACCCCAACAAAUCUUAACUAAUAGAGGCAAGGAGACUCUGGGUGGUGCAAACAGUUAACAUGCUUAGCUGCUAACUGGGAGGUUGGACGUUUGAGUCCACCCAGAAGUACCUCAAAAGAAAGGUCUGGGCAAUCUACUUCCAAGAAAAACCACUGGAAGCCCUAUGGACACAGUUCUGCUCUAACACACAUGGUGUCACUAUGCAUUAGAAUCGAUGGCAACUUUUUUUUUAUCAGUGAAAGUUUACACAGCAAAUUAGGUUCCUGUUUGGCAAUUUCUACACAAAUUGUUCAGUGGCAACUGGUUUUAGUAGAGGUGACAGUAAUUGCUGUGUCUACUUGAACAUGUUUAUCCCCACAAUUUUUUUUAACAUUAAAAAAUUAUUGAAUCUGGAAGGCAUUAUGCUGAGUGAAAUUAGUAACAAAAAGACAAAUACUGUAUGAGACCACUAUUAUAAGAACUCAAGAAAAGGUUUAAACACAGAAGAAAAGAACUCACUAGAUAAAAAAGUAGGUAAGAAUUAGGUAAGGGGAAAGACAACACACAAUACAGCGGAAGUCAGCAAAACUGUACUAAACCAAAAGCUAGUAAGUUUCCUGAAUACAACCAAACACUUUGAGGGACGGAGUAGCAGGGGUGGGGGUCUGGGGACCAUGGUUUCAGGGAACAUCUAGGUCAAUUGGCGUAACAAAGUUUAUUAACAUAUUCUUCAUCCCACUUUGGUGAGUGGUGUCUGAGGUCUUAAAAGCUUGUGAGUUGCCAUCUAAGAUGCAUCAAUUGGUCCCAAGCCACCUGGAGCAAAGGAGAAUGAAGAACACCAAAGACACAAGAAAAAUAUGAGCCCAAGAGACAAAAUGGGCCACAUAAACCAGAGACUCCAUCAGCCUGUGUCUGGAAGAACUAGAUGGUGCCCGGCUACCACCAGUGACCGCCCUGACAGGGAACACAACAGAGAGUCCCUGGCAGAGCAGGAAAAAAGUGGAUUGCAGAACUCAAAUUCAUGUAAAAAGACCACAGUUAAUGGUCUGACUGAGACUGGAGGAACCCCAGAAGACACGGCCCCUGGACUCUCUGUUAACCCAGAACUAAAACCAUUCUCGAAGCCAACUCUUCAGACAUAGACUAGACUAUGAAACAAAAUGAUAACUCGUGAAGAGUGUGCUGCUUAGUUCAAGUAGAUGCUCAAGACUAAAGAGGCAGCUCCUGUUUGGAGGUGAGAUGAGAAGGCAGAAAGAGAUAGGAGCUGGCUGAAUGGACAUGAGAAAUCUGGGGUGGAAAGGGGGAGUGUGCUGUCACAUGAUAGGGAUUGCAACUAACGUCACACAAUAAUAUGUGUAUAAAUUCUGUAUGAGAAACUAGAGCUAUAAAUUUUCAUGUGAAGCACAAUAAAAGUUAAAAAUACAUAUUUUUGAAAAAAUUAUUAAAAUAUAAAGCACAUAACAAACUUCACCAUUUUAAAGUAUACCAUUCAGUGGUUUUUAGUCACAAUUAUGUACAAGCAUCCCUAAUUGUAGAACACUUUCAUCACCCUAACAAGAAACCCCAGAUGACCCAAUUCUCCUCUCAAACCAUUUUCGGACUUGACUGGGGACCUGCCCUGCUCUCCCCAUAAAACCUCAUGAUGUGAUAAAUCUCUUCAUACCCUCUUGCUGCAAAAAAUAAAAGAAAGAAACCUCACACUCACUAAGCUGUCACACUCGAUUCUCCAUUCCCCCUUCCUCCAGCUUCCAGUAACCACGAAUCUCCUUUCAGUCUCUAUGGAUUUGCCCGUUCUGGACAUACAAAUGGAAUCAUGUCUUCCUUCACUCAGCAUCAUGUUUUCAAGCUUCAUCCAAGUUGUAGCAUGCAUCAGUACUUCCUUUGUAUUGUGAAAUUAUAUUCCAUUGUAUGGACUUAUCACACUUUGUUUACCCAUUCUUCAGUUGAUGGGCAUUUGGGUUGUUUUUGCUUUUCCGCUAUUAUUAAUAUGAACAUUCAAGUGCAAGCUUUUGCAUCCCCCCAGGAUUUUGUUGGCUGCCGUAAGCUGCUACAUCAGCCCUGGGGGAGCGUUUGGGAGGUUGUGGGACAGAGGGAGAAGUCCUUCCUACUCCUUGAGGUGCUCCUCCCUCUGCCCCAGUUUUCUCACCCUGGCACUGAGGUGCCCUGGGCAGAAAGGCUGGUGCGCGGAGGUGAAGUUUCUUUAUUAUCUUCCUCUUUGGUGGAGCUGUGUGAUCUUUGAGGACUAUUUGCAGAGAGUUCUCCGCCAUGUUUGUUUUCACUUGGUUCCAGGAACUUACAAUGGUUGUGGGGAAAGUGAGGGACAGCACAUUUCCCAGGAAGUUGGUGCAGGUUUCAAACCCUUUUUAGCUGGCCUGGGGAGGUUAGAAUACAGACUUCUUGUGUUUGUUGUUAGGCAAGGAAAACCAGUUUUGGAGUCAGUUCUGUGGUCUUGAGACAAAGCCUUCAAGGAACACACGAGCCAGGCCCAGAGGGCCCAGGCUCAGCGCCUGGGCUUCACUCCUACUUUACCUGUCAUCCUGUGCCAUGUAAGGCACCUCCUGCUUUGUAAGUAAAUACUUGGAAGCUUUAAAAUUAGUUAUCUCUGGCUCUAAGAAAGGCCUUAAAAACCAGUUGCUGUCAAAUAAGGCUUGUGGAGACCCAUGUGUGUCUGAGUAGAACUGUGUUCCAUAGGGUUAUUUGCUUUUUAAUUAAAAAUUUUGUUGUUGAGAAUAAAUGCAGCAGAACAUACACCAAUUCAACAAUUUCUACAUGUACAAUUGGGUGACACUGAUUACUUAUUGCACCAUAGGGUUUUCAUGGCUGAUUUUCUGGAAGUAGAUCAUCAGGCCUUUCUUCUGAGGCAUUUCUGGGUGGACUCAAGCCUCCAAACUUGGUUAGCAGCUAAGCGUAUUAACCGUUUGUACCACCCAGGGAGUCCAAGGAAGGAUUAAUAUCUGGGAUACAGUCUCAAACCCCAUCAGCUUAAUAGUAUAAAAUGCGGUCAUGGAAGCUCUGAUACUGCUUGAUGUGGACAAAUUAGGGCUGACCUAACCUUUGAAGAGCAAUUUUGAAAUAAAUUUAUAAUCGUUCCAGAAGAACAUUCUGGUGCCAGAGCAGCAGUCCAGAUGUCCAGAGAGAGAAGAGGAAAAGAACCACCCUUUUGUUAUUCUGGGCAGUUUCCUGGCCUCGAAAGGUAUUAUGGAUCUAAUGAAAUAACCUAUAGGCAGCAAAAGUACUUUGAGCUUUAUAACCAAACAAAGUAAUAGCGAUCUUAUAGAACAGAGUAGAACUGCCCCAUAUGGUUUCCAAGGAACACCUGGAUUCAAACUGCCCACCUUUUGGUUAGCAGCCGUAGUUCUUAGUCACUAUGCUACCAGGGUUUCCUGGGCCCCCUGCAAAUUCUAGAGGAGCCCUGGUGGUGCAGUGGUUAAGCGCUUUGGUUGUCAGUUCGAAUCCACCAGCUGCUGUGCGGGAGAAAGAUGUGGAAGUCUGCUUCUGUAAAGAUUACAGCCUUGGAAACCCUAUGGGGCAGUUCUACUCUGUCCUGUAGGGUCACUAUGAGUUGGAAUCAACUUAAUGGCAAUGGGUUUAGUCUGGGUUGGUGCAAAUGCCAGGAGCUUUAUGAAGUUUCUGUCCCAGCAACCUAUAGUGUAUGGGGACUGGGGACUUUUGACUGUAUUAGUUCUUGUUAGUGAUAUACCAUGUGACUCACAUACACAGGAAGAGAACUAGAAAUGGUAAAUAAGAAGGUUAAUAUAAAAAAAAAUUAUAAAUGCAUUUUUAUUCAUCUUAGGUUCUUUAAAAAGACACGAUUAUAUAAAACAAUAAUAUAAGUCUAUAUUGUUGGAUUUAUGACUCAGAGACCAAAAAGGGCAAUGGUAUCAUUAUAAAGGGAGGAGGGAAUGGAGCUGUACUGGAGCAGUUUCUGUAUCUUACUGGAAUUAAUUUAGCAUAAAUCUGAAAUAGACUCUGAUAAAUUAAAAUGUAUGUUGUAAUCCCUAGAGCAACUACUGGAGUUCCUGGGUGGUGCAAAGGGUCGAUGUACUUGGCUGCUAACCAAAAGGUUGCAGGCUCAAAUCCAGACAGGUGCCUCAGAAGAAAUGCCUGGCGAUAUGCUUCCAAAAAAUCAGACAUUAAAAAGUCUAUGGAAAAUAAAGUAUUGAAUUAUCAAAAAAAAAAAAAAAAAAAAGCACAAUUCUACUCUGACACACAUGGGGUUGCCAUGAGCUGGAACUGACUCAAUGGCAACUGGUUUAGAGCAACUACCGAGAACAUGACAAUAAAAAAAAAAAGUUAAAAGAA
Loxodonta africana (African savanna elephant) is the source of this 14452-nucleotide messenger RNA. RefSeq names its product zinc finger CCCH-type containing 7A (gene ZC3H7A). NCBI's taxonomy places the organism in Eukaryota, Metazoa, Chordata, Mammalia, Proboscidea, Elephantidae. The coding region runs from base 4348 to 7263 and encodes 971 amino acids. The record is from RefSeq and is a predicted model, not a curated record. The transcript has 23 exons. Gene Ontology annotation, molecular function: metal ion binding; protein binding; miRNA binding. Gene Ontology annotation, biological process: miRNA processing.